Messenger RNA from Acaulospora morrowiae, 2058 nucleotides. The record is from the annotation of a GenBank genome assembly. Lineage: Eukaryota; Fungi; Glomeromycota; Glomeromycetes; Diversisporales; Acaulosporaceae.
AUGUCAAAGAAUGUAUUAAACACGUACAAUUUCGUGAGUACGUCUAACCGUCAAAGACCACUUAGCAGUGAUCACUAUCGACUCAUCAUACGCCAACAGCCAAAAAUAGCCAGGUUAUGUAGUUCCAAAGAACGAGAUCGAAGGCCGGUUGACCCUCCACCGAUUAUACAACUCAAGGUCGAAGGUAGUAGUGAGGAAGCACAGAAUUUCCUUCAGAGUCCGUAUUACUUUAUGUGUGCCAAUCUCAUGCAUCACAGCGGCAAUAGUGAUCUUGCUAUUUCCUCGCAGUGCCUUGCCGGCACCGUCGUAUCUUCUCUUCAUAAGUUAAAAGACAUUGACAAUACCGAUGGUGGGUUCUUUGUGUUUGGUGACAUAUCGGUCCGUGUUGAGGGUCGUUAUCGCCUGCGUUUCAGCUUAUUUGAGAUCAUACGGGAUGAGGUUGUUCACAUACAAUCCUUGAUGUCCGACGUAUUCACUGUCUACCCUCCAAAAACAUUCCCGGGAAUGUCCGAGUCAACAUUCUUGUCGAGGUCUUUCUCGGAUCAAGGUGUUCGCAUAAGAAUACGUAAAGAACACCGGAUUCAGAUGAAACGACCACCGUCUAGUAGGCAUUCGGACAUUGCAGAUGGUGAAGAUAAUAUCCAUGAUGAUGGUCUCGAUCUAGGUGAUACCCUAAGGAGAAAGAGGAGUAGGUGUUCUUCGUCUCCCCCAAUGGAAUUACAAUCCACGGGAUCUCCUUACCAUCAACAAUCCCCACCGCUUCCAAAUAAUGAUCGAAAUAGUAAUACGAGCUCAUAUAGUUACUCAUCACCUAAUGUGAACCAUCAAUACGAAUCCUCAUCUUCAUUCAGUCCGAGUCAUUGUGAACCAGUCCUGCGUCAAAGAUCACUGGACCGCGAGAGCACUUACCAGCACUACGAUUCCGAACGUGAAUCCCUUCACGAUGAUCGCACGUCAGUUCGCUCGGAUUCUUAUGACGUCACAUCGUCUCCGUAUGGGGAUCCGGAAUGCCGGAGAUCAUCGAAGCCCGAAUUUUUGUUUUCAUCUGAUGACCCUCGGUCUACAAAUCAAUCAAAUAAUUACUCUCGACCAUUACGUCCUCUUCACCAUAAACCACAACGUGGGACAACCUUACCACCUUUGUUGGAAUAUCCCGAUUCUUCCUCACGUCACCAAAUUUAUGAUUCCUUGGAUUCUAAUGCUAAUUACCAGGCGACAAACCGUUCGCCUUUACAACCUCCCUCUAACUCUUCAUCCCAUUAUUCUAGCGGUCCUCGGCUAUAUCAAGUUAAAACUCCUACGAGAUCGAACACUUUGCCUUCUUAUAUUGAUUCGCGAAGUCAACCCCAUCAUUAUCGUACGAUGAACUCUGAACAGCCAUUGUCCUCCGUGAACCAGUUGCCAACUCCGCGUACUUCAUUUGAUGCUCAUCUGACUCACCUAUCGAGAACAUCGCCAAACAUAUCAACAUCUCCAGACGGCUAUAAGGAUAGCUACAGUAACAAUGACAGUGCGAGCAAUGUAAAUAUCACGACACCACGUUUUACCAAACAGUUCACUUCCAGUCCGCGUCCUUCUCACAGUCAAUUAUCAAGCUCUCCACCCUUGCCUACUGACAAUACUCGAGCGACUUCCGGAUCCACCUCGAUGUCAAUAGUUUCCGGACACCCACCCACUCCUGCUCGAUUAUUGACGACUCCUUUGCAUCCGACUACCACCACCACAAGAUUACCGCCUAUCACUGCAUUGACCGACAACCUAGGGAUGGAUGGUUUUUCGAGGAGAAAAGAAUUGCCGAUGCCCUUUUCGUCGCCGCCGACAUUGGUGAUCAAUGAUAACAGCGGCGGUGACACCAAUCAUUUCCAAUCGGAUCGGCUACUGCCACGACAACAUUACCAGCAUUACCACAACACGAAUGCUAGUAGUUCUAUGAUACAAGAUCACGUGCAAAAUUACAGUCAUUUCACCGAACGACCAGUGCUAAACAAUAACAUUUUAGCUCCACCAACAUUUGCUCAAGAUAGCGUAAGAAGUUGGAACGGAGGGUACCUUACAUAA